Xenopus laevis (African clawed frog) is the source of this 794-nucleotide messenger RNA. RefSeq names its product eukaryotic translation elongation factor 1 beta 2 L homeolog (gene eef1b2.L). Gene Ontology annotation, biological process: translational elongation. Gene Ontology annotation, cellular component: cytosol; eukaryotic translation elongation factor 1 complex. Gene Ontology annotation, molecular function: guanyl-nucleotide exchange factor activity; translation elongation factor activity. NCBI's taxonomy places the organism in Eukaryota, Metazoa, Chordata, Amphibia, Anura, Pipidae. The record is from RefSeq and is marked provisional.
UUCUUUUCUUUUCUGCUUACGUGUUGCACUGCUGUGUGUCUCUUGCUACAAUGGGCUUCGGCGAUCUCAAAUCCCCAGCAGGCCUUAAGGUCCUAAACGAGUUCCUGGCCGACAAGAGCUACAUUGAGGGGUAUGUCCCUUCCCAGGCUGACGUUGCAGUAUUCGAUGCACUUUCUGCUGCUCCCCCUGCUGAUCUCUUCCAUGCUCUGCGUUGGUACAACCACAUCAAGUCUUACGAGAAGCAGAAAAGUAGCCUGCCUGGUGUGAAGAAGGCUUUGGGAAACUAUGGCCCUGUUAACAUUGAAGAUACUACCGGCAGUGCAGCAAAAGAGACCAAAGAAGAGGAUGAUGAUGACAUUGAUUUGUUUGGUUCAGAUGAUGAAGAGGAAAGUGAAGACGCUAAGAGGGUCCGUGACGAGCGCUUAGCUCAGUAUGAAGCAAAGAAGUCUAAAAAGCCAACACUUAUUGCUAAAUCAUCCAUUCUUCUUGAUGUGAAGCCAUGGGAUGAUGAGACGGAUAUGGGCAAACUAGAAGAGUGUGUCAGAAGUAUACAGAUGGACGGCUUGUUGUGGGGAUCAUCAAAGCUUGUCCCUGUUGGGUAUGGUAUCAAAAAGCUGCAGAUUCAGUGUGUGGUUGAAGAUGACAAAGUUGGCACAGAUGUUCUAGAGGAAAAGAUCACUGCAUUUGAAGACUUUGUACAAUCCAUGGAUGUUGCUGCUUUCAACAAGAUCUAAAUGAAAUAACACUUCACAAAGCACCCCAGAUGUUACAGCACUUCAAUAAAAAUGUUUACU